UCCCGCAGGGAUCGCAAUGGCACCGCGCUGGGCGCUGCGGCUGCUGGGCUGCGCGCUGCUGCUCCCUUCGCUGCGAGGGCAGCGUGCGGGCUGCGCUCCGGGCUGGGCGCCGACCCCGGGCGGCUGCGUGGCGUUUUUCCCCUGGGCGCUGAGCUGGAGCCGCGCGGAGUCGUUCUGCCGCCGUUUCGGCUCCGGCUCCCACCUGGCGUCGGUGCGCAGCGCGGCGGAGCUGCGGCUCCUGGCGGAGCUCCUGAACGCAUCGCGCGGCAGCGAAGCCAGCGGGGAGGACGAGGACGAGGAGGACGUUUGGAUCGGCAUGUUGUGCCCUGCCAGGGGCCGCCCCUGGCACUGGUCGGACGGCACCGCCGUGGCGUUCAGCUCCUGGCACGGAACCGCCGCGCCGCGGAGGAGAGCCUGCGCUGCUCUGCGCCACGCUGCCGGUGAGCGGGGCGGGGGGGCAUGGCACUGA
Molecule: messenger RNA, 469 nt
Organism: Phasianus colchicus (ring-necked pheasant)
Lineage: Eukaryota; Metazoa; Chordata; Aves; Galliformes; Phasianidae
Source: RefSeq, a predicted model, not a curated record